AUGGAUGAACUCGAUUCUUGGGUUGAAGGUUCAUAUAUUCAUGAGGACCUAAAGAAAAGGCUCUUAAAUAAUGAUUUGUAUGCUAUCAAGAAUGUGGUAGUUCCAUUACUUUGUAAAAGUGACUAUAAAGGAUGCUCAGGUAAAAUAUGUGUUAUAGGUGGAAGUGAAGUUUAUUCAGGAGCUGUAUAUUUAUCAUCCAUGUCAACAAUGAAAGUAGGAGCUGAUUUAUGUUUUGUUAUAACAGUUCCAGAAAAUAGUUAUCCUUUAAAAAGCUAUAGUUGUGAAUUAAUUGUAUAUCCUUAUUUAUAUAAUAAAAAAUCUGAUAUUAAAAAUAUUGAGAAUAGUCCUUUAAAUAAAUGUAUAAAAUAUUUAUCAGAUCGAAUUGAUACUUGUGUAGUAGGACCAGGAUUAGGAGAUAUAGAUGAAGUUACAGAAGAAUGUUUAAUAUAUAUAUUUGAAAAAUUUAUAGAAAGAAAUAUUUUUUUAAUAUUAGAUGCUGAUAUAAUACAAUUUAUUCUUUCAAAUAUGAAAAUUUUUAAUCUUAUAAAAAAUUAUAAAAAUUGUUUAUUAACACCAAAUAUAAAUGAAUUAAGAAAAAUGUUGAUACAUUUAAAUGAUAAUAUUCUUAAUCUGGAUAUUAAAAAUAUAGAUUUUAAACAACUGAGUGUAUCCAAUAUUAUUGAAUAUGCUCAUGUAUUAAAGGAAGUUUUUAAUGGUCCUAAAAUUUUAAUCAAAGGAUUUUAUGAUGUAUAUAUAAGUGAUCAUUUUUUUUUUGUCUUUUUUAUGAAGAAGCAAUGUUUAAAGCGUUCUGGAGGUUUUGGCGACAUUCUCACCGGCAUUCUUGCCGUUUUUCUUUGUUGGGCAUCAAAAAUUAUAAAACAAGGGAAGCAAUUAAAAGAUAUAAUAUUAACAAAGGAUAAAUCAAUAUCUCAAUCUUUUAAAGAUAUAGUUCAUACAAAUACACAUGUAGAAAACGAUGAAUUACUUAAAACAAUUGCUAUAUUUAAUUCUAGUUACUUUUUAAAAUAUGUAUGUAAAAAAUGUUUUCUUAAAAAUCAUAGAGGACUAUUGGCUUCAGACGUAGUCAAUAGCAUUCCUCUUAAUUUUUAUCGUGUAUAUAUGACUGGAAAAAAAAAGAUUAAAAAAAAAAAAAAAUUAAAAAAUUAA
This is a messenger RNA of Plasmodium adleri (nom. inval.), 1167 nucleotides long. Its product is annotated as carbohydrate kinase, putative. The transcript is spliced from 3 exons. The record is from RefSeq and is a predicted model, not a curated record. Lineage: Eukaryota; Apicomplexa; Aconoidasida; Haemosporida; Plasmodiidae. Gene Ontology annotation, molecular function: ATP-dependent NAD(P)H-hydrate dehydratase activity. Bases 1 to 1167 code for a protein of 388 amino acids. Gene Ontology annotation, biological process: metabolite repair.